GGAAGUGCGGCUCCUUGUGUGAACCUCCAAGUGCAGCUAUGGGGCCACCGGGAGGAAAGAUCAAUCGUCCGCGGACGGAGCUGAAGAAGAAGUUGUUCAAGCGCCGGAGAGUGCUGAGCAGGGAUCGGCGACGGAAGCGCCAGGUGGUCGGGGCCGUGAUAGACGAAGGGCUGAUUACGAGGCACCACCUCAAGAAGCGGGCGUCCAGUGCACGUGCCAACAUCACACUAUCCGGGAAGAAGCGCAGGAAACUCCUGCAGCAAAUCCGCCUUGCCCAGAGAGAAAAAGCAUCCAUGGAAGUGGAAGCCCCCUCCAAGCCAACCAGGACUAGUGAGCCACAGCCCAAACGACAAAAGAAGAUAAAAGCCCCCCAGGAUGUAGAUAUGGAGGAUCUUGGAGAUGAGAGCUAAAGUCCCUCCCUCUUCUAUUAGAAGAUUCUCAACCUCGGCCAAAAGGAUUUGGAAGACUUUGGAGAAAAUACUACCAUAUUUCACUGUCCCAGAUACUGCUUCCAUAAUGAGCCCAUUGGACUCACAUAUUGGGAGGGAAGAGAACACGGAAAAAGACUGUAGAGGGCCCUCUCUAACAGUCAACUCUUGUAAUAAAGCCCUAGAGCUUUGA
This is a messenger RNA of Phodopus roborovskii (desert hamster), 621 nucleotides long. It is a transcript of the gene CUNH11orf98, whose product is annotated as chromosome unknown C11orf98 homolog. Lineage: Eukaryota; Metazoa; Chordata; Mammalia; Rodentia; Cricetidae. The transcript has 4 exons. The record is from RefSeq and is a predicted model, not a curated record. The coding region runs from base 39 to 410 and encodes 123 amino acids.